CCUGUCCCCGUGCACGAGCGGCACGUGCCGUUGCACCCGAGCGACGUAGCGGCUCUGCGCGACGAGAGGGCUAUGCUUGUGCGCAACCACAACCUGAGCGAUUUCGUUAUCACUGAAUAUAUGCCGGGACGAAAUCCGUGGAUCUACUACCAUGACGCGACAACUCAGCCUCGAGACGCAGGGCAAGUCGGAGAUGUUAUCGUGAGUAUCGUGGCGCGGACAGAACAGGAGGCGGGGGCCUGUGGUGGCAUACUAUUCGACAAGUAUUCUAGUCCCCGCAUAGACAAACGGCAACAAAAACUGGAAGAGUCGUGGAGUGAGUCCUCGAGGAGUGGCAAACCAACCUUUUCACGAACAUCGUCGCAGGAUGACACAACUUCUGACAGUGAAGUUCUAGAUGAAGAUGAUCACAUGGAAGAGAUCGACCCUAAUGUGGUCACUAAAAGAUCAUCAGCAUCAGUUUAUUUUAGAGAAAAUACUGAUACUAAGAAAGAGGCGAAUAUUACUCAUCGUCUUCGUCGGAGGACGAACACAAAGAUAUUGAAGAGCACCAAGAGCAGUAGUGCUCUUCCAAAGACAAAGUCGCUGCAGAAAACAAGCUCCAAGCCAUAUUAU
Molecule: messenger RNA, 615 nt
Organism: Amoebophrya sp. A25
Lineage: Eukaryota; Dinophyceae; Syndiniales; Amoebophryaceae
Source: the annotation of a GenBank genome assembly